Molecule: messenger RNA, 1461 nt
Organism: Lucilia sericata (common green bottle fly)
Lineage: Eukaryota; Metazoa; Arthropoda; Insecta; Diptera; Calliphoridae
Gene: Tcs4
Product: probable tRNA N6-adenosine threonylcarbamoyltransferase, mitochondrial
Exons: 4
Coding region: 107-1333 (408 amino acids)
Biological process (GO): tRNA threonylcarbamoyladenosine modification
Cellular component (GO): mitochondrion
Source: RefSeq, a predicted model, not a curated record
UUGUCUCUUUUUCUUUUGAUAAGCAUUGAGUGGUGAAUGCGUAUUUGUUUGGUUACAUUAGUGGUUUUUCUUCUCUCUAUGAUUAAUACGUCUUUUAUAAGUGAAAAUGUUAUUGAAUUGUAAAAAAUUAAUCAAUUAUAAAUGCUAUAGAAAUCUGGCGACCAUUUCUAAUAGGAAAUUAUGUAUUUUGGGUAUAGAAACUUCAUGCGAUGAUACCGGUAUUGCAGUUGUUCGCCAUGAAAAUGGUCAGAAUACAGUGUUGGCAAACGUCUUAAAUUCACAACAAAGUUUUCAUAUAAGAUAUGGCGGUAUAAUACCACCACGAGCACAAGAUCUUCAUAGGUCACAAAUUGCCAAUGUAUUUGAACGCUGCCUAAAAGAAUCAAAUCUUAAAGCUGAAGAUAUCGAUGCUAUUGCCGUUACAACUAGACCAGGUUUACCCUUAAGCCUACUGGUUGGUUUACGUUUUGCCCGCUAUGUAGCACGUUUAUAUAAUAAACCUUUGAUACCGGUACAUCAUAUGAAAGCUCAUGCUUUACAAGCACGCAUGGAAUAUGAUAUACCAUAUCCUUUUCUAUGCCUUUUAAUAAGUGGCGGUCAUAGUCAAUUGUGUUUUGUAAAAUCUUCGGAAGAAUUUCUGUUAUUAGGUGAAAGUUUGGAUGAUGCUCCCGGUGAAGCAUUUGAUAAAAUUGCUCGACGUUUACGGCUGUAUAUAAAUCCCAAAUAUACUAAAUGGAAUGGUGGUCAAAUUAUAGAAGAUGCUGCUAAAUAUGCCACUAAUCCUGAAGCAUUUGAAUUUCCUCUACCCUUAGCUCGUAUGCGAGAUUGUAAUUUCAGUUUUGCCGGUAUUAAGAAUAAUUCAUUUCGAGCGAUAAAGCGUCAGGAGUUGAAGGAAGCUUGUCCCGCAGAUUCUGUCAUAACAAAUUAUGCAGACUUUUGUGCGGGUCUUUUGAAUGCUGUAAGUCGUCACUUAAUGAAUCGUACCCAAAGAGCUUUAGAGUUUUGUAUAGAACGUAACUUUUUUGGCAGUGGGCCACGUUCACUAGUAGUAUCGGGAGGUGUGGCCAACAAUGAUACAAUCUACCAUGAUAUUUCCCACUUAGCCGAGCAAUUUGAGUGCAAAACUUAUCGUCCCUCUAAAAAGUACUGUUCAGAUAAUGGUGUCAUGAUUGCCUGGAAUGGUAUAGAACAGGUUUUGAGAGACGAAAAUUGUCUAAGAUGGGAUUACAAUGACAUAGACAUACAAGGUAAAGCAGAACUAGGAGAGUCUUUAAUAAAUGAAGUAACGGCCGCCAGCAUAAAAUGUAAAUGGGUACAUCAAAACAGAAGUUGAUAGUAAUUAAGAUAUUAAAAAAAAAAAUAAUAAUAAAAUAUGUGUAUAUUAUGAAUUACUUUAAUUUUUCUUGUUGUUGUUGAUUUUAAAAUGUUUGUUAUUUUAAACAUAAAAGUUAGAUACAUUAA